This is a messenger RNA of Porites evermanni, 15962 nucleotides long. The record is from the annotation of a GenBank genome assembly. Lineage: Eukaryota; Metazoa; Cnidaria; Anthozoa; Scleractinia; Poritidae.
UCAGUCUACAAAAACUGUGCUGAGCUGUAUGAAGCUGGUGUCCGAAACAGCGGUGUUUAUACCAUCGACCCUGACAAUGCUGGAACCUUUCAAGCAUACUGUGACCAAACAACAGCCGGUGGGGGGUGGACUGUGUUCCAAAAGAGACUGGACGGAUCGGUUGAUUUCUACCGUGGCUGGGAUGAUUACGAACACGGUUUCGGAGAUCUGAAUGGUGAGUUUUGGCUCGGAUUGGACAAGAUACACCGCCUGACAAAAAAACCAAGCAAGCUUCGAGUGGAGCUUGAAGACUUUGCGAGCCAAACAGCUUACGCUGAGUACGACGAUUUUGGUGUUGCUAAUGAACAAAGCAAAUACAUGCUCAGUCUUGGAAAAUACUUUGGUAAGGAUUCAUUUAAGGUGGCUCGACACAUUAUUUUUCAAGGCACACCUUCGAUCUUCGAAUCUCUCAUACUAUAUAUUUAACAAAUUGAUCUUUAUUGUAAAACCAUUAUAACAUAUACAGAUGUAUUUACACAUAGACUCACACUUUAUUAUGAUAUUUUAAUUUUUUGGGCGAUUGUAAUAAAUAUCACUUAACGUCACGAUAGUUUUAGUUUUAAAUCAAAUUUUAGCCCAUAUUAGCUUUUUCUUUAUAAGAAAUGCUUUUCUACAUAUAAAUUGGGUGUUUGCCUUUUGCUGUGCGAAGUUUCGCAAAAAAUCUAUAAGAGGAAUUUCGAAAUAUCUUUGAAUUUAUACAAAAAGGGUAUAAUUGGGUAUGCAUGAACUGAUAACUGGACUUAAUGCAGACAAAUUUUUAUCACUUAUUCCUCAGUUUGCAAAUGAUCCUGACACAUUCUACACACGGCUUACCGAAUGGCCAUGCUAUAACUCAACCCAAGUUUUCAAUGGUGAAAAUACUUACAUGUACCUGGGAGAUCCUAACCGAAGACCCACAUCAAGUUAUUUGGUUAAAAAGUAUUAAUAUGCAGUCGAACCUCUAUGUGCAACUAUUACCUCUACCAUAAGCAACUAUCUCUUGUAAGCAGCCCCUGCCAUAAGCAAAUAUAAGCGACUUCAUUUCCAAAACACCAGAAUGUUUCCAGUCAAAGCCCUGUAGCCGUAACCUCUCGUAAAAGACCACCUCAGGCUCUGGUAAGCGACCAUGACCACGUUUAUGGGUUAGAGUUUUAAAAUUUUCCAUUGUUUUCAUCCUAUUGUAGUUAGGUGAGUCAUUUUACCCAUGGUCUGAUCUCUAUGUUAGCGGCAUGCAUGAACUACGCAAACAAGAGUAUGCUAAGUAUUUUUAGUGACAACAUGGUGCUAUUCAUUUACAUCAAGAGAGGAUAAAAGGGGACAGAGAAGGCAUCCCCCAUACACACCCUAUUCCAUAGGUAAUUCGUCUCGAGUUAUUUUUAGAAUCGGGAUAAAGUUACCUCGCGCACUGCGUGGGUGUCUCGUGGAGGUUUCGCAUGACUAAACGCCGUGUAAAACAUGUCGGGCGAAAGGCAAUGAAAGCGUAAAGAGAUCGAGAGCAUUCCUGAAUAUUGAAGCGAAAUGAGUCGGCGCUCACCUGGGAAAAGGGAAUCUGGUGGAGGGAGAACAAUAGAAACGUGGUGGCGGUGGUGGUGGUGGUGAUGGUGGAGGGAAAACAAUAGAAAUGUGGUAGCGGUGGUGGUGGUGGAGGGAAAACAAUAGAAAUGGGGAGGAGGAGGAGGGAAAAAUGGGAGCAGCAGCAAAUAGGACAAGAGGUAGUUUGUCUUUGCCCUUAUUAAUAUGCACGAUUUGCCCGCCAAAAUUUAGUGAACCGGAACUAGGACAAUCACAGCAGCAGGAAAUGGGACUUGCAUAAUUACAUUACGCCUCCGUGAUUUUAAGUCACAGACAAGUUUGACUUUACUCCUCAGACAGUAUGAAUUUACCAAUAAAAACGUUUCUUAUUUUCUAACUAACCAAUCGAAAACGAAGACGUUUAUCGACCUUAAAGUAACUAAAAUCCUAAACCAACUUAAAAUAGCACAUGACCUUAUCUUAAUGGCAUCCCUGCGCAUUUUGUUCAUGAGAUCAAGACAAAAGGUUGUGAAGUCAUUGGCGUUAAUUUAUUCCUGCGCACGCUAAUGAGAUUCCUGCGCAAAAAAGGGGCAUAAAACAUCCCUCCUAUACUACUGUUUACCCUAUAGUUCCAGGAAGCAUACAGUUUAUAAGCCCCCGGCUUCUAUAUAGGCUUCCUUGCCUUUACCACAUUUGAUCUUGUAAAUAAUUUAGUUGGAAUAUUGUAUAUUAUUUUAAAUGUAUUUCUGUAUACUGUUGUUGUAUUUCUUGUUAAAGGCAAAAUAAAAUGAAUGAAUGAAUGAAUGAAUGAAUGAAUGAAUCUUUUCAUAGGAAAAAUUGUGAGAAUUUUGUUCGAAAAUUGUCCGUGACAAAGUGGUGUUUUAAUGAGGUGGUUCGACUGUAUGUAAUUUGCAGUUUUUUUUUUUACAAUUUUUGGUAACAUAUACAUUUUUAGCAAUUUUCAGGCCCAACAGUGGUGCGGUACUUGUAUAUAAGAGAUCUUAACAUACCGUAAGUUAUAUAAUUGACCCCCCCCCCUCCCUCUCAAAAAAACGUCUCUCGUCUAAAAAACGCCCCUAUAGCUACAAUGUUUGUAUUAGACGCCCCUCUCUAAUAAACGCCCUUUAUCUAAUAGAUGACCUCCAUAACAGUUAUUGCAAAAUUCUAGGGAAAAGUAAAAUGAAGGAAGAUCAUUUAAUAUACUGUUUUUUACUUGAUCAACAAGGGUUUGCACAUUGCAUGUCGUUUAAUGUCAAUUCAAUGUAUAUGUCGUAGUUAAUUUUUUAUCUCACGUAAUUUUUGUUUAUCUUUUGUUUUUUGGUAUGGUAAUAUAUGCUAAUGAAGUUGAAACAAAUGAAAAAUAACAAUUACCUGAGAUAAAACAAUUAACUACAACAUCACGUAAGGACAGACUAACAAUGACUACACAACGAGCCUGAGCUAGGAUUGUGGCAUCGAAGUAGCGAAUAUGGAUCUCUGAAUCUCUAGACGGCCAAGAUGUAUCAAUUGAUUGACUGGAUAUUCCACUGUUUACAAACGCUCAUCGUUAGUUUUGGGGUUCCAAAAAUGAAAAUAAACGCUUCUCUUUUAACGCCUCCUAUCUGUUGAAAGCCCUCUUUUGGACCCCUAAGAUUACAUAAACGCCAUGGGCGUCUAUUUGAUCAUGUAAAGUACACUUUUUCCGUGUACGGGUACGGUACGGGUAGCUUACCCGUACCCACAGCAAAGAAUACUGGCUGAUUGUUUCUUAACGGGCGAAACGGAAAGGCUACUGCGUAGAACGGUGUUAGCAUUAUUAUCGGCACUCCUUGAUAAUCAUGAUUGCCUACUGCGUGACAAACAGGUUCGCUUACCGGCGCCUGUAGAGACUGAAAUGGUGUAUCUUAAGGUCCCUACAGCUUUCCUUAUACAGUAAUGUACUGCAAGCUGAAUCACUUGACCUAAUUUACUGAUGAUUUGAAUGACUUGAUUGAUUUCCUUUCAUUACCGUCUCUUGAAUAUUUUCAUUUGAUUAUGUAUUUUCAAGGCAUUCAUGGCAAUUAGUUUUUUUUCUCUCAAGGGACAAAUUCGGGUCGGAGUGUUUUUUUGUUGUUUUGGCGAAUGUGAAAGACUGGUUGUUCUGCUGGGGUAACCUGCAUAGCUCUCUCAGCGGGAUCGUCAGUGCGCGCAAAUUUUUUCACAAAGGAGUCAUAGACUGUUUUACUGGCGUUCAGAUUUAAGAUGGAACCAAAGAGAUGUGAGCAGGAAAAACAGCGAGAGGAUGGGGAGGGGGUGAGAGCUUUCCCUCUCCCUUAGUUCCUUCUUUUUAGUUAUUGUUUCCCGCUCUCUGAUCUCGGGUCACACUCCACAUGAUCUGAACGCCGGGAACAGGCUAGAGGUCGCCUGAUGUAACGGAAUCCGCAUUCCGGAAUCCAAGAAUGUUUUGCUUGUGGGAUCCAGAAUCUGGGAAAAUUUGCUUUUGAAUCUCAAAUCCUGGGCUUUGGAAUCCGGAAUACAGCUCAAGGAAUCCGUAAUCCCACCGACAAUUACAAUCUAGAAUCCAAGUACAGUUCCACCGACAAAGACUGAAAUCCACCACAUGGAAAUCCGGAAUCCACGAAGUGGAAUCCAGAAUCCAAGAUUGUCUUGGAUUCCCUUACAUAGGGCGUACGUGGUUACGAGUUGCGAAGCAGCCUAGAAACUGUAUGCAAUGGACAUUCUGGGAUCAUGACAGGUGAAUUAACAUGCACAUAAUGCCAAACCCGUAAUUCAUUCAAUUACAAAUAAAAACGCCUUGCUUUGAUGUAAUUCCCUUAAGGGGCUUAAGGUUUUAAUAACAUUCAUAGUUUUUGCUAUAAAAUAAGAAUUUUCGACGGUUGUUUAAGUUUCGAACAUUUCGCGCGCAACAAGGAAAAAACACUCAGAAUUACGGGAACGCAAGGCGAAAACAAGCACGCCUACGGUGACCCCAUCUUUUUAUCGCAGUUUUUGAAUGUCCUUUAUGUUUCUGACAUUCGUGCCAAUGCAAGUUUGAAAAAAAUCUGGAUAGUAGAUCAUUUUCAAGGGAAGUACCUUAACGUGGACGAGUGCGGCACUUUAAAGUCUUCAUUUUACAACGGUAUAUUAAGUUAGUGAAGAAAACGUUUUUCGGAAAAAUGUUUGCACUUUGUUUCGGCGAGAACCCGUAAACAUUUAGUGCUACAAGGUAUCUUUUUUUUUGUUUUAAUUUAAGGUACAUAGGGUGGGAUUUGGUACUGGAACUCUCCCGUGUUUGCCUAUCAUCUCAGCCCUUACCCUGUGGUAUUGAGUGGCCGAUAUACCGUUAAUCAGUUCAGUUAUUGUGCAAUCGUUGCAGGAGUUUUAGAUUUUUUCGGAUCGGCGAUGUUUUGGGAAAUGUUUUAACGCUAGUUUUAUGGGGAGUACAUUUUUGUGUUUACGUUAAUGGUUAUAAUACAACCAGUAUGCAGGUGAAACAACAUUCAAAUGUAUAUCCGCAAUAUUCUAAGUCGCUUAUCUGUAUUAUUUGCGAGGUUGACUUACUUUAAUUUAGGCCUAUAUAUAUUUCACGUCUUCUUCAAACUUUAGAGUAAAUUUCUAAAUUGGCCUUGAAGAAUAAUGGGCAGGGCCAGAAGAACUACAGACAGCUGGAAAAACCCUUCCAAGUAAUUAUUACAUAGGAUUCAUUUAUUGCUGAAGACGAGUAUUUCAAUGGGCUUCACGUUUAUCUCUUAAUCCUCCCACCUCCCCCUUGCAAGGUUGUGCCAAAAAACACCCAUUUUGCCGAAAAUGGAACAUUAUUUGGGGUACAGCAAAGGGGUGUAUCAUAGACCCAUUCACGCUGAUCUUUGUAUUUCCUAUUAUCACAAAUGUUAAUUUCUCUUUUCUAAUAAACGAGUAAUAUUAUGAACUUUUUUGUACACUUGCAGGAAAAAUGGAAAAAAACAAAAAAAAGAAAAAACAGAAUAAACGUCUUUAAUAAUAUGCGUUUCUCAAGCGGUCUUAAAUUUCCGCUUACGCUUCGUGCUGUUCAUGUUAAGCAGCUGCAAUGCCUGCCCUUACGUCAUCUACACGGCAUAAUGAAAACAAACAGCAGUGUUGUAAAUGUAUAUUAACCAAAAGCUAAUCAACAGUUUUUCACUAUUCUGCUGAUACUUUAUCCUUGGUUUAAAUUUUAUCUCCAUUUUUUUAAAGUUAUGAUGAUGGGAAAUAAAUUUUAAACCAAAGAUCAAAUUGAACCACACAUUAAAACUGCUGGCCUAACCUCCUUUAUAAAUUUUAAACAAUUGCUAAUCAGUUUACGUUUAGUAUAGUUUGCAAUGUUCAUCCUUACAACUUUUUGUGUUUUUAAAAGUUUGAAAAAACGUUCGUUCGGUUCUCCAAACACAAUGAGCAGGUAUCUUCAGAAAGGGAUAUUAAUUUCUGAAUCUAAUCAAGCAUUUGUUGAAAAUACAUAGAGGAGAAAUAAAAGGCUUGCUGGAUAACUACUGUAACACUAACACGAGUAUUAAAAUCGCUUCAAAUUGUAUUUUUUAUUAUCUAUUAUUUUUUUGGCCGACCUAUUUACAGUGAAAAUACAAGUCACAUUGUGAAUAAAGAAAACUCACCUAAAUACUAAUAAGAUAUUCAUUUAAUGCAGUAGUUUAAAAUAGCCCCCUCUUUUAAUAAACUUAAUAAUGAAUUGGAACAAGAAUUAAUUAAAGACUGACUGGAACCAAAAAGGCGAACAGUUGUAAACAACAAUCAGUAGAGGCUCUCGGUAGGUAAGAAAACAACUGGGAACUAUUUGUGCAAACGCACUGAGUCAGGCCAGACCAGCGUACUUGUUGCUGAACCGGAAAAUAACGAUUCAAGCUAGCGCAAACCCGCCUGACAAUGAAUUAUAUUACAGCAUGUAUUUUUCUCGCGUGGAAUAUGCUUGGAAUCGGUGCAGUUGCUCCUGGUAAGUGUUGCAUGCGCCGGAGUUAACAAUAGAUUGAGUUAAUAAGAAAUUGUAAAAGUAAAAAUAGGAGUUAAUGAGUUGGAUAUUCACGAAUAGACUGCAAUGGUUAUCUCAAUAACAGCUCAAAAAAUUGAUAUUAUAUGGGAUGCAAAGUUAUUCAGAUUGACGGCCUUAACAACGUAGUUGAAGCAAGAAGCUAAGUUAUGUGUCGAUCACUUUAGGUUCACAUAACCAAGAACUGAAGGCCUAAAAACAGCUUAAUUAUACUGGCAAGGAUUUCGUUAAGAAAUCGGAAAACAAUUAAAUAAAUAAAUGUCUCUACAGUCUAGCUUCCCUUUUCAACAGAAAAAAAUAUUAUUUUUCCUUUUCUAACGGAGAAAAUCUAUUUAAAGAAAAAAGAGACAACACUAUUUUUUUAGUAACAGCUCAUUUUGUUCUUUCUAUGGUGACAUUUGAAGCUUAUAAAAGGAUCCAAGUUAAUUAGUCAGUCAGAAGUCAGUCGCAUUUCGAAUUUAGGUGUGUUCAAUUGUUUGAUAACUUAUUUUAUUCUGGAAUAGACUCACUCUUAUUUACAGAAGGAAAACCAGGGGAAAAUUUUUUAAAUAACGGAGGAAAAUCAAUUGUCGCAUGACGGUCUUGUGUUUUAGGGAUUAAAACUGUUUUCUGAUAAUUGCAUAACUUUCUAGUAUUCACUCGUGUAAGAAAUACGGCAAAGAGUCGAAUGUCGGAUUGCUAUGAAUAAAAACAAUCAUUAUGCAGCUUGAAUCGGCGUAUUAAUGUUACCUCUCUUCAGACCAACGGGGUGCUUUUGAGGCGCCCCGCAUUUUUAAAGUUGAAUAGCUUCAAAACCGUGUACGUCAACAUUGACGGUACCUUGGCAACAAAGUUUUGACAGCCAGGGCCCAGUUGUUCGAACGCCGGUUAGCGCUAACCCGGGGUUAAAUUUUAACCCGGGUUUCUUUUUCUUUUUAUCAAAAGCACUCUCUCGGAUAAUUUUCUCUAUUCUUUUUAGAGUAUCCAAUCAUCAAACUGUAGGCAAAGAAAAUUAAACUGAAUUUGCUUUUUAAGCUCUCAUAUCUGAGUUCAAAUUUCGCACUAACCCUGGGUUACCCUAACCCAGCUUUGAACAACCCGGCCCACUACGCUUAGCAAAAUUUGCAUUUUUCUAUUAAAAACCGUUUUAUUUCUAGAUUUGCUAAAAUUAUAGAUAAUAAAUUAUAAAUUAUUACCUUACACUUUAUUUAGCAUUAUUUAAUCAAACUUAUUAAAACCCUUUCCGAAGUGAGUCUCUCGGAAUUUCAUUAUCGACGGUCUUCUGCUUGUAAAACAUCAGUUCUUUUAUGUACAAAUCAAAAUUUAUUUUUGAAUUACUCUUUCCUCGAUUUGUAAAGUUUUUGAUCGGGUCAUUUUACUACCACGACCAGAAUUCUUUUCGUUUUUCCUUUCACAUUAAAAUUUGGUCAUCCCAGCGAGGUUAAAAUAACAAGAGUCCAAACUGGCACAAGAGAGCAAAAGCGUGAAGGAUUCUGGUGGUAGUAGUAAAAUGACGCCAUCAUGCAAAUGGCCUAUUCGAUAACACUAAACACUUAAUUUUUGGCACUGAAACAUAAAACAAUUAAAUUUUAGGCAUUUUAACGCUAACAGUGAAAAAAAAAGAAAUCACUGUAACAGUAAUUUUUUUCCAGGAAGAUACAAAAACUUCUCCAAUAAGGCCAAUAUUAUCUUGUUUAGCACAUCAAGGACUUGAGGCCAUUUUUUGACAAUUCCCGAAGACUACCCAAGAUUUCCGAGAACGAAUUCAAAAAACUUUUUAUCUUAUUGCCAUUUUAGUAUAUUCUUAUAUGAAAGAUGUAUCUUUUAAAGUGUACAGAUACGACUCUUUUCCCGAAAACCCUCCGAACAUCUAAAAUAGGUAUAAUUGCCUAUUUUUAACGGAUUUUUACCCUAAAAAGGUCUCCUAGAAUUUUCGGAAGCCUUUUUUCUGGCUGGAAUUUUUGGAAAGGUAAGUUUUGAUCCCUAUAAUUUUCGGAUCAUUAGACUUAACUUUCAGCUAGGAAAUCCGAGCAGAUGAACAAUUUUUAGGGGAUAAAAAUAUGCCUAUGUCUACCGUUUAAAUACUAAAAUAUGUUUAACAAUGCUAUGUUUAAGUGGUUUUAAACUAUAUUCUCGUUGGGUGCCCCUGAGACUAGACGGCCUUACCAAAAUUAUAUUACUAAGACUGCAAGGACCUUGAAUUAUGAGCACUGAGCAAUGUGUUGAAGAAGCAGAAGCACGAGCACAGGGGUCAGUUAAAGGUUUCAUUUCGCCAAUGUGCCAAAUCGCAACUGCGAAAGAAGUUACUGAAAGGAGGAAUUCGUCAGAUAAUCCUCUGUUUUAACUGUCACGCCAUCAAAAAUUAGUUUGUAACAUAAUUAUAAAGAUCAAUAAACUUCAAAUUUAAUAGCAAUUAGAAAUUACAUUGAAAAUAGAAAUCGAAACCAUUUAAUACGGAAAGGCCAGAAUCUGGAAGAUAUGAGAAAGAAGCCUGGCGAAGAAUCGAUCGAGGUCUGCGCGAAAUUUCAUUUGAGAGAUGCUAGGGAAAAUUUUUUACUCAGAUUUAAAACAGCUUUGUAUAGAGACGCCAUGUUGGUGUUCCUUUAAGGGGUUCAAAUAUGGCGGUCGGGAAAUCAACAGAAACAUCUGUUUGAGUUUUCUGCAAAAGCGUGAAUUUAUCGCUUGAGGAACUGAUAAAGAUUAAAGUAAUAAUUACUUAUUCUCAGACUGAGGCAAUUAAUGUUUAGAUGGCAAAACUCAACCUACACGAGAGCUUUCUUGCUCGCCACUUUAAUUCCGCGUCACGCAAAAGCUUGGCCAACUGUUUAAGUGUCCAUUAUCUCAAAACGAAUUAGGACCCUUUCGAGCUGUUUUAAACAUUUUUAUUUCCAUAAUUCGAAAACAUUCUGGAGUACUUUCAUCUGUGAGUCCUCUUAGUAUAAUUUCUUAGUUUAAAUUUUGGCGACGUCAUGUAAAAACCAUGAAUUUCUUCACUUGAUAUACUGGUGAAUAAAAGAGCACAGAGGUGGGACGCAGUAUAUACUUACAGAUUUUUUUCGCAUUCAUUAUUUCUUGCGGUUUUAGUGGCAGAAUAUAACGGCAUCAUCAUUUUCAAGGAACCGAUAAACGACAAAGUUCUUCCUGGUCACGUGAUAAGGACUGAGAUGGUCCCAAACGAGGGAAGCUGCCGGGUGAAGUGCUUUUUGGAGCCAAACUGUGUAUCCAUCAACGUGGGGCCUGAAGUUGAGGGAACACGAACAUGCAAGUUGAAAAAUUUCACCGAUGAAAGCGGAACACAAACUGGUUUGGAAGAAAAGAAGGGUUACAUACACUUUGCUGUUGAGGUAAUAAAGGAUGUGAAGAAUGAGUGAAGUUGGACAUUCAGUAAAUGUUUGUUUAGCGAGUGUAUUAUCUGUAUUAUAGUCACCUUUAUAUACAUUAACACUUAUUUUUUUUAUGCAGACUUUAUAUGAGGAAUAGGCUAAGCAACGCUGAUUCUCUUACCUUUAUGAAUCUCAUUUUCAGUUCUCAAAUGAUAAAAAAAAUUUCCAAAAUUUGGGAAAGGAACCUUUUAACUAGAUAUAUAACUAGGAAAAAAUCAGUUUCAGUUACCUGCGAGUAAACUUAAAACUCUCGCACUGAUUCAAAACGUCGGCUUAAAUGGUUCCAUAUUUCCUUGAAAAGUGCUGCCGGAGGUUUCAUGAAGUAUUGAAUGAUAUCAGGACCUACCUGUUAAUGUUUAAAAAUAUUCAUACAGAUGUGUCAAUUGACCAAUUCCGAUAUAUCAAAAUUCAUACAUGGCUCCGAGGCUUGGAGGAAUAAAACAAAAGAAAUCAUCUUGAGGCUCAGCAAUGAAUACACUGUGAAUAAUACAUUUCUUUUAUGUUAUUCCCCCAAGCGUCAGAGCCAAGUGUGAAUAUUGAUAUAUUGAAAAUGGUCUAUUAAUCCCGAAAUUAACAUAUUUAUUCUCCGUCACGUUCGUUUUUUAACUGUUUUUCCAGAACUUUUGUCAUCGUAGCCGUUGUCCUGGAAAGUACUUUCUGUGCCAAGUCGGGUUUACAAAUAAAGGAUACAGAUGUUUCUGUCCCGAGGGUUUUAAAGGAGAUCGAUGCGAUGAAGGUUAUGUACACCCAAUAGGCUACAAUCUCGUUCCCAGGUUCUCUCUCCUUUGGCUGAUUGACUAAGUUUUGUUUCUGUAAUUGUAUUCUCUUUUACUCCAUUCUUACUUUCAUGCAUUCCCUCACUUCAUCAAGAUAAAGUUGAUUUGUCAUGGAUCAUUUUACAUUACCUUGCAUGGUUAACAAUUAAAAAAAUGAAAACGAAAAUUUAAGCACUGAUAAAAAUAACUGGCCUGACCUUAGCAUAUCAUGGACGCAAGGACAAAGACAAAUGAACACCAAAAGUGUUUGUCGACGUAUUCAAAUAUCCACACACAUGACCAUGUACGUAAAUGGCUCCAUUAAUUCAGUUUUUCAAUGGAUUCUUUUCGAUUUUUGUUGUGAGAAAAUAUGGUCACCGUCAUCAUCAUCAUCAUCAUCAUCAUCAUCAUCAUCAUCAUCAUCAUCAUCAGUUAUCAUCAUCAUCAUCACCAUCAUUAACAUCAUCCUUAUCAUCAUUAUCAUUAUCAUUAUCGCCAUCAUCUGCAUCAAAAUCGUCAACAUCGGCAAAAUGUCUUUCACUUCCUUAUAUAUUCAACUUGGCAAAAGCUUAGCUUUGACAAUCGGGCCGGAAAAGGAACUUUUAUUCUUAGGCAGUGUCAAUUAUAGUGUAGAUGAGGUUCUUAUCCUACCAGAUCGUUCCUGAAAGCAGCAAAGGUGAAGUAAAGAAAUUUCAACUGGGAAUCCUCAACAAAACAUUCAUGCUCCAAAGUCAUUAAAUUUUCCUAAUUCAGUACCACCCCAAUACCAAAUGUUUUGUAAGUGAAGUUUGGACCUCCGCAUUUUCUAUUAAUUAUUGCUAUUAUUAUUAAAGUGUCAAUAACAAAAUGCUUGAAUCUGAUUGGUUCUUAACAGCCCAUAUUUAUAGCUUAAUUUUGCUAAUUCAACUCCAAAACUGUGACCUGUCCGAGUACCAGGAGCUUGUAAUCAGACAAAAAAAAAUUGGACAGUUAAAGAACCAAUGAAAAUCAAGUAGCAGAUGCCAUUUAAGCCGAUAAAAUUUAAUNUCAUCAUCAUCAUCAUCAUCAUCAUCAUCAGUUAUCAUCAUCAUCAUCACCAUCAUUAACAUCAUCCUUAUCAUCAUUAUCAUUAUCAUUAUCGCCAUCAUCUGCAUCAAAAUCGUCAACAUCGGCAAAAUGUCUUUCACUUCCUUAUAUAUUCAACUUGGCAAAAGCUUAGCUUUGACAAUCGGGCCGGAAAAGGAACUUUUAUUCUUAGGCAGUGUCAAUUAUAGUGUAGAUGAGGUUCUUAUCCUACCAGAUCGUUCCUGAAAGCAGCAAAGGUGAAGUAAAGAAAUUUCAACUGGGAAUCCUCAACAAAACAUUCAUGCUCCAAAGUCAUUAAAUUUUCCUAAUUCAGUACCACCCCAAUACCAAAUGUUUUGUAAGUGAAGUUUGGACCUCCGCAUUUUCUAUUAAUUAUUGCUAUUAUUAUUAAAGUGUCAAUAACAAAAUGCUUGAAUCUGAUUGGUUCUUAACAGCCCAUAUUUAUAGCUUAAUUUUGCUAAUUCAACUCCAAAACUGUGACCUGUCCGAGUACCAGGAGCUUGUAAUCAGACAAAAAAAAAUUGGACAGUUAAAGAACCAAUGAAAAUCAAGUAGCAGAUGCCAUUUAAGCCGAUAAAAUUUAAUUACAGAGCACACGAUAACCAAUCAAAAUCAAUGAAAAAUAGUGACCAAGAAAAGAAAAAUGGAUGAAACUAAUUGGUCCAGUGACUUUGACAGUGGAAUCCUUCUCUUACAUUAAUAAGUGUUCUAACACUGAGAUUCUCGCAUUUUGUUAUUGACACAAUUAGUUGGUAAUAGAACGUCGCGUCGUAGAAUUCAGGGGUGCUACGCGCACGCCGACUUGAAAUUACUCGCACGAUUUCUCCCUGAAUUGUACUCCACUCAGUCCUAUUACCAUUAUUAUUAUUAUUAUUAUUAUUAUUAUUAUUAUUAUUAUUAUUAUUAUUACUAUUAUUAUUAUUAUUAUUAUUUUAUAUAUUUUUUUUAUUUUUGGUGGGGGGGAGGGAGGGCAUACCUAAAGAGCGUUUUCGCUCACGUGGCCAGCAUAUGUGCAAAUUUAUGAAAACAAAAGAAAUUGUUAAGAGAGAGUCCAACUUCCUCAGGAUUUGUUUGAAACGUUGACAUGGCCAGCGCGACGUCAUGUGAAAACGCUCUAUAAGGGGAAAACACAUGGUGAUGAAGACGCUUCGGAAUUCUUUGUUUUUCAGUCUACAAAAACUGUGCUGAGCUGUAUGAAGCUGCUGUCCGAAACAGCGGUAUUUAUACCAUCGACCCUGACAAUGCUGGAACCUUUCAAGUAUACUGUGACCAAACAACAGCCGGUGGAGGGUGGACUGUGUUCCAAAAGAGACUGGACGGAUCGGUUGAUUUCUACCGUGGCUGGGAUGAUUACAAACACGGUUUCGGAGAUCUGAAUGGUGAGUUUUGACUCGGAUUGGACAAGAUACACCGCCUGACAAAAAAACCAAGCAAGCUUCGAGUGGAGCUUGAAGACUUUGGGAGCCAAACAGCUUACGCUGAGUACGACGAUUUUGGUGUUGCUAAUGAACAAGGCAAAUACAUGCUCAGUCUUGGAAAAUACUUUGGUAAGGAUUCAUUUAAGGUGGCUCGACACAUUAUUUUUCAAGGCACACCUUCGAUCUUCGAAUCUCUCAUACUUUUUAUUUAACAAAUUGAUCUUUAUUGUAAAACCAUUAUAACAUAUACACAUGUAUUUACACAUAGACUCACACUUUAUUAUGAUAUUUUAAUUUUUUGGGCGAUCGUAAUAAAUAUCACUUAACGUCACGAUAGUUUUAGUUUUAAAUCAAAUUUUAGCCCAUAUUAGCUUUUUCUUUAUAAGAAAUGCUUUUCUACAUAUAGUUUGGGUGCUUACCUUUUGCUGUGCGAAGUUUCGCAAAAAAUCAGUAAGAGGAAUUUCGAAAUAUCUUUGAAUUUAUACAAAAAGGGUAUAAUUGGGUAUGCAUGAACUGAUAACUGGACUUAAUGCAGACAAAUUUGUUACUUUUUAGAUGUUUCCGAAAAGUUUUUAUCAUUUAUUCCUCAGUUUGCAAAUGAUCCUGACACAUUCUACACACGGCUUACCGAAUGGCCAUGUUAUAACUCAACCCAAGUUUUCAAUGGUGAAAAUACUUACAUGUACCUGGGAGAUCCUAACCGAAAACCCACGUCAAGUUAUUUGGUUAAAAAGUAUUAAAAUGCAGUCGAACCUCUAUGUGCAACUAUUACCUCUACCAUAAGCAACUAUCUCUUGUAAGCAGCCCCUGCCAUAAGCAAAUAUAAGCGACUUCAUUUCCAAAAGACCAAAAUUUUUCCAGUCAAAGCCCUGUAGCCGUAACCUCUCGUAAAAGACCACCUCAGGCUCUGGUAAGCGACCAUGACCACGUUUAUGGGUUAGAGUUUUAAAAUUUUCCAUUGUUUUCAUCCUUUUGUAGUUAGGUGAGUCAUUUUACCCAUGGUCUGAUCUCUAUGUUAGCGGCAUGCAUGAACUACGCUAACAAGAGUAUGCUAAGUAUUUUUAGUGACAACAUGGGGCUAUUCAUGUACAUCAAGAGAGGAUAAAGGGGACAGAGAAGGCAUCCCCCAUACACACCCUAUUCCAUAGGUAAUUCGUCUCGAGUUAUUUUUAGAAUCGAGAUAAAGUUACCUCGCGCACUGCGUGGGUGUCUCGUGGAGGUUUCGCAUGACUAAACGCCGUGUAAAACAUGUCGAGCGAAAGGCAAUGAAAGCGUAAAGAGAUCGAGAGCAUUCCUAAAUAUUGAAGCGAAAUGAGUCGGCGCUCACCUGGGAAAAGGGAAUCGCUGAGCUCUUUGACAACCCGUAAAAUCAGUUUAACUCGAAGUUGUCGUAACCUCAGUGCUUUAAUAAAAUUUGAAAUUUCGCCAGUCUAUUGAAACCGGUCGUUUGUACAAUAAAGCAAGUAGGACGCCAAGUGUUUUUUUUGUUGAAUAAUAAAAGUCUAAUAAAAGAAUAAAUAUCAAACCAUAAAUUGCUCUCUUCAAACUGUAAAUUAUAAAUGAUCCUGAGAGAAUAUCAGUGUGUUAAGGAUUUCCCUGCUGUACUGUUAGCUCUAUACAAGAGAGGAAGGGCGAUUCUUUUUUAAUUUCCGUUUCGCAGACACAGCUUUAGCAGAAAUCUCUCUGUAGUCGUUUUCGUCGACCAAGCGAAUAGCAAUAUCGCUUUCCGCGUCUUCCGCCAUGUUGUUCUUCGUCAAUUCGUGAAGGACGCGUGCCUCUUAGCGUGGGUCAUCCCACGGAACGCAUUCGCGCUAUGUGAUUGACUGUUGUCCAAUCCCCCUUGAGAUCUGUGGUGUUAAAAAUAACUCGAGACGAAUUACCUAUGAAAUAGGGUGUGUAUGGGGGAUAACCUCUCUGUCCCCUUUAUCCUCUCUUGAUGUACAUAUAGUAACUUAGAGGCUGUUUGUACAGUGGAAGCUCUCGUAAGCGGACUCCCCUCACGACUCGAAAAAGACGACGCCCGUAAACCGUAACUGGAGCUGGUCGCUCACGGGAAUGUCAAAAUACAGAGUUUGUAUGGGAGUUGAAACGCGGUUUUGUGAAGGCGGCCAUAAGAAGAUAGAGCCGUCCUCUUACGAGAGUGUCCGUUAGGAGGGCUUCCACUGAAUAAAUUCUUUACCAAAGUGUAGAUGUCUCGGGACCUCUUCUCGAAUGAGACUCUUGUUAAGUUUGAUUCUCGGAAGCCACCAUUAAAUUGUUCGCGUUCUGAGUGUUCACUUACCCACGGGAGGUUUGAUUGUAGUAGCAUUCCUGAUCAUUGGACUUAAAAACAAAAAAUGAAGCGGAUAACUAAAGAUUUCAUUUACGAUACAAGUAUAAGAUGACAUGGAAUUGAAGUUGGUCUAGUUGGUGGUCUUUCCAUACGAUAAAUUUAAAGUUUAUACCCUUUUAACACUGAAUUCAAUCCGCACUUAACCCUAAAUCCUAGAAAUAUUUUGUAAAUAAUUAUACUUUCAGGACUGAACACUAACUCGUUUGGACACUACUAGAUCGAGGUUUUAUAAAUAUUGAUAUUCUUUACCUUAACUUUGCAGGAACUGCUGGCGACUCCCUUAGCUAUCAUCGUGGUAUUGCGUUCUCUACCAAAGAUCAAGACAACGAUCAUACUCCGUAUACCAGCUGUGCCAAGAAAUUCAAAGGAGCCUGGUGGUACAAACGUUGUCAUGAAUCUAAUUUGAACGGUCUCUAUCGUCGAGGCUACCAUCACGAAUAUGCUGUCGGUGUAAACUGGAAGGCAUGGAAGGGUUACCAUCACUCUUUUAAGCGAGCUGAGAUGAAAAUCAAGCCAGUUGGAAUCUAG